Annulohypoxylon maeteangense is the source of this 2305-nucleotide messenger RNA. RefSeq lists its product as uncharacterized. Gene Ontology annotation, biological process: regulation of DNA-templated transcription. The transcript is spliced from 2 exons. Gene Ontology annotation, molecular function: zinc ion binding; DNA-binding transcription factor activity, RNA polymerase II-specific. The coding region runs from base 267 to 1886 and encodes 539 amino acids. The record is from RefSeq and is a predicted model, not a curated record. NCBI's taxonomy places the organism in Eukaryota, Fungi, Ascomycota, Sordariomycetes, Xylariales, Hypoxylaceae.
AGGUACAAUACCUACAUACCUACAUACCCUGCAUACCCUACACACCCUACAUACAAUACGAUGGACCUUGCCCGCUGCCCACUGCCCAGCUACUAACCUCCAAUUCCAUCUCCAAUCCAUAACCCCAGACCCCUAGCACAAAGCAACAAUGUGAGUAGCGUUCAUAAUUAAAUUAUUGUCCUUGUUACAACUCUCAUGGCAGACCUACCUGUUAUCCUGUCGUCUCAGAUACGUCGUUCUUCUUCUCAGCGCAUCACAAGUUGGACAUGACAGCGUUACCCAUAGAGGAAGGCCGCCGGAUUACAAAAUCUUCCAGACCUGUUACCGCCGCUACUAGUGCUACCGCCACUUCCGAAUCACAUGCAACUCUGGUUAGGGACAGCGAUAAAGGCACGAUAGCUCCACCACGUGCGAAACGGGUGCAAGUUGCCCGUGCCUGCCAGCGAUGCAGGCGGCUCCAGAAGGCAUGUAGCGACUCGCGGCCGUGUCAACGUUGCACGAGGGCCGGGCUUUCUGGUGAAUGUAGCGGCUUCGCAGUCCACCCCCGAGCAUCAUCUCAGAAUCCAUCUUCUCAAAUAUUAAAGUCUGCCGAGACCCCAAUCCGGGUUUACGGGGCAGCAAACUCUUUAGACACUGCUCCGCGACCGUUAUUUAUCAACUUAGAAUUACCUACGAGCCCUCAGUCGUUCACCAGCUUUUCGAGAGAAUCCUUUGAGAGGAAAGCCGGCCUGCUACCUCCUCAAGUCAUCGACUAUUGUUCCGGUCGUUUCUUUGAGCGUCUCGCCCCGACAAUCCCAAUCAUAACACCGGAAUAUGUCGCGAAUCUUAGGACACGAGCGCCUUCCGAGAGCGAGGCUUAUUGCGUCUUGCUCGGAUUAUGUACUAUGGUGACACUACAAGUUGAAGACCCCCGCGACAAGUAUUUCGGACCUUUUGUCACAGCCGAGAACAAUGCCGCAUACGGCUGGUUAUUGCUCGAGGAAGCCCUAGCAGCGCAUCGCCAUCUGGCACGUAGGUCGAACCCGUGUCUCGACUCCGUCUUGCUUGUAUUCUUCAUAUACGCGUGCCACGCGAGCCUGUUUCACCACUCACAGGCCUUUUUCUUCCUUCGCGAGGCAGCGACCCUCUUUGUCCUGAUAAAACCCGACACCAUGGAUAGCCUCUCGAGGUCUCUGGCGGAGCGGCUGUUCUGGGUCUUAUUAGUUUCCGAGAGGUCCCACGCAAUACGCUACCGGCGCCCCAUCACGCUCCAGGUCACGACUAACGGCUUCGGGUUAUCAAUAGCUGGCGAAGACGAUCGUUCGCUUUGUGGGUUCCGAUGUCUAGCUGCCCUUUUCCGGGGUCUGGAUACGAGUUUCAUAGCCCUACUAAAUCAAGAAACGGUGUCCCGUACACUGGCCCACGAUUCCCUCGACGACGUUGAAAUAUCCAUCAACACGGCAUUAAACCACUCGUGCCCUUCCGAUCUCCUUCCAACUCAAAAAGCCAAUCUCAGGGUAACGCAGCUCUGGCUCCGCAUCGUCCUCUGGCAGUUACGUCUGCGUUUGGGACACCUCUCAGAGCAGAGCACGCAGAGUAGUCGUACCUAUCACUACCCCCUCGAUGUAGCGAAGGAUUUGACACUGUCGACACGUGAUCUGCCUAUACACAGCAUCCAGGUACACGGAGCGGGUAUAACGGAGAAACUUUUCGACAUAUCCUGUGCCGUCGUGAACGUGCUCGCUCGGGUACCUGUAAGAGUGACCAAGGCAGCGGCUGAAGAUGAUCUGAAAUACGUGAGACGCUUAAUCUUACAAUUGCCGGGCGGCGCGACGGUUUACGAUGCAUUGCUGCUCAAACAUAUCCAGCAAACGUUACCAACUAUGGCAGCGGGACUGGAGGUGUAGUGUGAAUAUCUCAAUCAGUGAAAACUACCCUACGAUAAUGGAUAAUUCUUAACGCGACAAGAGGUCGGCCACUUCUUGCGCAGAGCUGUGUGGCUAAAUACUAAAAAUAUUAAUUAUUAUAAAAUUAUAGGUACCUAGGUAUCUCAAAAUUAAUUCUUGUAACUACCUAAUUAUGCUCGGACUCGGACAUCUUUUUGAGAUCGUCACCCAAUUGAUGCGAGAAAGGAUCAAUCUUGGUCUCGGCGAACAUGCGCGCUGGGACUUUGUGCUCGAAGAGUAAAUCCAAUUCCGCAUAGGUUCUUCCUACAGCGAGGGGGGAAAACAGCAGUUAGCCCCGACGACCCAGACGCGCUAUUAUGGAAAUUCCCAAGAAAUACAUAAAAAGAAAGUAACGCACCUUUAGGUUCAGGCAGUCGAAA